UCCUGACAAUAAAUUCUCUGUUGCGCGCCUCAAACCACACCCUCGCUUUCUCAGAAUGAGCUGAGCGCCUCAUAGCCGGAGUCUAGUAGUAACUUGCCUCAAUGAUUAUGAGCUCUGCAGAGAAUGGCGGAAGCCAACGCGCUUGAGGAGCUCCACACGGAACUCACUUGUCCGGUGUGUCUGGAGCUGUUCCAUGACCCGGUGAUCCUCGAGUGCGGACACCACUUCUGCAAGGUGUGCAUCGUCCAGUGCUGGGAAGCCAAAGCCGACGAUUUUUCCAACUGUCCGAAGUGUAGGAAGUCGUGCACUCGCAAACUUCGCCCGAACUCGCUCCUGUGCAACGUCGUGGAGAGCGUUCGCAGAGCGCGCGCCACGGACGCAGCUCCGUGGACACCCGGGGAGGAUCGCGAAGGUGCACCGGAGAUGCAGGAGGAACGGAGGGCCGGGUCCAGCCUAAGCAGCGAGGUGUCGUCCAUCGGACACUGGCUGGUGAUGGACAUGUGUGAAGAACACGAGGAGAAGCUGAAGCUGUACUGUGAGGACGACCAGCUGCCCAUCUGCCUGGUGUGCGGGAUGAGCCGAGACCACAAGACCCACAACGUCAUCCCCAUCACAGAGGCCUUUGAAAACUACAGGGACAAGCUCACCACGGCUUUGGAGAGAGUUCAGCUGCAUACUGAGAACGCCACGCACUUCCAGAGCCAGACCAAUGAGAAGAUCCUCCGCAUUAAGGAAAGAGCUGGGGACCUGGAGGAAGUGGUCAAUGCCGAGUUUGUUCGUCUGAAGGAGUUCCUGCUCGAGGAAGAGGAGCGCAUCAAGGAGAAACUGCAGAGGGAGAAAGCAGAGAAGCUCAGUCAGCUGGAAGAGGCGCUCACCAAAGCCACGGAGCAAAUUAGCCAACUGGAAAACACAGCUGAGAAAUUUCGCCUUAAACUCAGGGAGGAAGAAAAUCCAGAACAGCUCAAGGGAAUCAAAGACUUCAUCGGAGUAACUGAGAGUUUGUUUGAGCGCCGUGUUGAGGUUGGCGUCGAUCUGCAGUCAGGAGAGUUUUUGGGACCUCUGCAGUACACAAUCUGGAGGAAAAUAACUUCACUUUUUCAACCAAUUAUUGCCCGGGUGACCCUUGACCCGAAAACGGCCUACCCCUGUCUGUGGGUGUCUCCCUGUCGCACCAGUGUUCAUGUGGGAAAAAUCCAGUCCAACCUGCCCAAUAACCCUGAACGCUUCACCCGCUACAACAUCGUCCUGGGCUCUGAAGCCUUUUCCUCCGGCAGACACUACUGGGAGGUGGAGGUGGGCUGUAAGACAGCGUGGGGUCUUGGGGUGGUCAAUGGAUCCGUCAACAGGAAAGAGGAGAUCAGCCUCUGUCCCCAGGAUGGUUUCUGGACCCUGGUGUUGAGGGACAAAGGCAACGGCACAAGCGAGUACGAAGCAUGCACUGACACGGAUGACAGCUUGAUACACCCUCCUAAACCCCCUCGAAGGGUGGGGGUCUAUCUGGACUAUGGUCGAGGUGAAGUAGCCUUCUAUGACGCGGAAGACAUGAGCCAUCUUUUUACUUUCUCCGAUGCAAAAUUCAGUGAGCCCGUUUUCCCCUACUUUAACCCAUGGCCAAUCAUCAACGGAAGAAACCAGGAGCCGCUCACCAUAGUCACACCACUCUAUGGGACUAACGCUCCGUUUCACCUGGUCGGGGGAAACUGAGGUUUAGCCUGAAUGGACUUUUAACAUCCACACUUUGUUUUACCUUCAAUUUCUGGCUACAUGAUGAGCUUAAAGGAAAACACAAUUAGAUGCACUUUACCAAAUGGAUAGUGGAGAUUUAAAGAAAAAUCAUCCAUUAAGGUGACAAUUAAUUCUACUUAACCUAUUUUGUUUCCUCUUUAUUUUUGAUGUAUGUUAGUAGAAUCUAACUCAGUUUGUCCUUAUCAAACCAUUUCAUGACAAUGUAACAGAUUUGACAGAUUUUAACAGACAAUCAUACACUACAAGCAAAAUUUGUGCUUUGUCUUUUUUGGAAAAUAUGCCGUUUUUUUUUAUAGCCCUUAAGGGUUUGUGGGUGUUUCCUACAGUGAGGAAUUUGUCUUUUUAAAUUGAGAAUAAACAUAAUCCCAGUAGAGGGCACUCAAAAACUAUUGAACACGUCUAAAACCUGAUCUUUUUUUCCAGAUUCAACUUCAGCUCUUUAAACAUUUUUUGCUGGUGUUAUUGUUUUGUUUUUUUAUGUUUAUUGCACAGCUCACAUAUUAAGCCUAAUGUGGAAAAUUGAAAAGUAUUAAACUUGAGCUUUUCUGAAAAGAAAGACAAAAUUACCACAUAUUGUGAUAAAAAACGUUCAUUGAUAAGUCAUUCAAAGUGUCUUCAAAGUGAAGCACAUUAUAAUUCUUUGCAAAUGUGAAGAAGGAUAUAUGGGUUCCUUCUACUGUGUGAUGUGGAGAAGCAGGAUCUGUGAUUCUGGGUUUUCUUCCUCCAUCCAUCCAUUUUCAUAACCCAUUCUGUCCCAUUUGGGGUCACAGGGCUGCGAGAGCCUGUCCUGGCUACUGUUGGGCGAAGGCGGGGUACACCCUGGACAGGUCGCAGAGCGUUAUCUUUCUAUCAAGUUCUUUUUUCCUAAGUUAUGAGUCAAGACAAAUAUAUUCCCAAAACAUUGGAAUAUCUUGGAAAAGGGCAUUGAUUUCCAUACUUCCAUUCAAAAAAAACAAAACUUUCAUAUAGACUAUGGAUUCAGACCCUACUGUUUAGUUGAUUAUGUAUUUGUUUAUUUGUUUCUAUAUAAAUGUGGGUCCAGCUCAUGAAACUAACAAAAAUCUGCCGAAAUUUGCAGGGCAUGAAUGUUUUUAAUUGAGUUUCCCCAACUAAGUUAAUCAAAAAAAAAAAUGGGUCACAAGCCAGAGAGAAAAGUCCAAAACUCCAUGUCGGAAACAGAUACAGCCAGAAAAGGAGCUGAGUGAAAUCUGAGGAACUGAACACUGGUUGUGGAUGUUGACCAUACUACUUUGCGACACGAACUAAUUGUAAUACAGGGGAAAAUUAUGCAGCAUGACUAAUGUAAAGGAAGCUCUUUGAAGCUGAAAGCCCAGACUUUGAUUAGAUGGAAAGUAUUACAUGGAGGGUGUAUCAUUUUGGUCUUGUUUUAAAUUUGUUGUAGAAAUACAACAAAAAUGUAAUCUGUAGAAUAAAGAUCAAAAUCCACACUAGAAAUCCUUCCUCUUACAUGUUUUUGGGUUUAUUGAUGAACUCUUCUUAUUAAGGGCUUCCUCCCCGUCUACCCCACUGUUCCUUUUGUUUGACUUUCCACAGCUCGUUAUGUUCUCUCCCAAAAUCCAUAAAGCCUCUCUGUCAAUUUAUUUUCUGUCAAUAAGCUCUGUUACUGCUCUGUUGCAAGAUUCUCCUGCUGUUUUGCGUGCCAUAUUGUUGAGUUUCUAAAAAAGCACUUGUACAUAAACAGAAUUACAACUACUGUUGUCAUUUUUUGGCACCAGAACAACAGUUUGAUCAAUAAAGUUAUCUGAAACUGUG
Molecule: messenger RNA, 3519 nt
Organism: Oryzias latipes (Japanese medaka)
Lineage: Eukaryota; Metazoa; Chordata; Actinopteri; Beloniformes; Adrianichthyidae
Product: zinc-binding protein A33
Molecular function (GO): protein binding; zinc ion binding
Source: RefSeq, a predicted model, not a curated record